Messenger RNA from Rhea pennata, 9868 nucleotides. It is a transcript of the gene CR1, whose product is annotated as complement C3b/C4b receptor 1 (Knops blood group). NCBI's taxonomy places the organism in Eukaryota, Metazoa, Chordata, Aves, Rheiformes, Rheidae. The record is from RefSeq and is a predicted model, not a curated record.
AUGGCGCUCGCCGGCGCCUGCCACCUCCUGGGCACCGUCGCUCUGCUCCUGGCCGCCCGCACCCGUGCGCAAGAGAUUCAGUGCAAACGGCCUCCAGAUAUUCCCCAUGGGCGGAACACUGGCAGGUUCAUGGACAAGUUCUCCUAUGGAUCGGUUGUAACGUACACGUGCGAUGGAGGUUACACCCGCACUGGCGAGGCCUCCAUCCGGUGCGUGACGGAGGAUGGGCUGACCGGCGUGUGGAGCGGGCCCCCGCCACAGUCAACAAGUGACUUGGAAACCAUUGAUGUGGAAACCAUCACAGAUAUUCGAUGCCCAUUCCCACACAUCCAGAAUGGGAGGAGACUACCCCCUACUCGCUACAUCUACAAGACUGGGGACACUGUAAACUUUGAGUGCAAUUCAGGCUAUGCCAUUCAAGGCUCCCAUACAACCACGUGUGGAGCUGAUUUCAAGUGGAGUCCACCUCUGCCAGUUUGCAAAAAGGAGGUGAAGUGUCCUCGGCCACCAAACAUCGCCAAUGGGCAGCACAGCGGCCAGUCCUCGGACACUUUUCCCCGGGGAACAACUGUGCACUACAGCUGCAGGGAUGGCUACAUGCUAGUUGGAAACAUGUCCAUCAACUGCACAGACGCUGGGCUGUGGAGCCGGCCCCGGCCCCGCUGCGAAGCAAUCGGCUGUGACAGACCCAAGGUUCAGAAUGGGAAAAUUCACCUGUUGCAGAGUACCUACAAAGCUGGAGAGACUCUUCGUUUUGGCUGUGAAGCCGGCUAUGCCUCAGAGGACAGCUACGAGACACAGUGCCAACCAGGGGGCAGGUGGGACCCACCGGUGCUCAGCUGCGUGAGGAUACAGCCGUGCCCCAUGCCUCCAAGGAUCAAGAAUGGAAAUCACAAUGGCCAGGGCACAGCAUUUUUUACCAUGGGAAUGUCUGUGACAUACACCUGUGAUUCCGGCUACUACCUUGUUGGAAAUGCGGUAGCUCUUUGCAGAGCCUCUGGGAACUGGAGCCUUCCCACGCCUCGCUGUGAAGAGGUGAAGUGUCCUCGGCCACCAAACAUCGCCAAUGGGCAGCACAGCGGCCAGUCCUCGGACACUUUUCCCCGGGGAACAACUGUGCACUACAGCUGCAGGGAUGGCUACAUGCUAGUUGGAAACAUGUCCAUCAACUGCACAGACGCUGGGCUGUGGAGCCGGCCCCGGCCCCGCUGCGAAGCAAUUGGCUGUGACAGACCCAAGGUUCAGAAUGGGAAAGUUCACGGAUUGCAGAGUGCCUACAAAGCUGGAGAGACUCUUCGUUUUGGCUGUGAAGCCGGCUAUGCCUCAGAGGACAGCUACGAGACACAGUGCCAACCAGGGGGCAGGUGGGACCCACCGGUGCUCAGCUGCGUGAGGAUACAGCCGUGCCCCAUGCCUCCAAGGAUCAAGAAUGGAAAUCACAAUGGCCAGGGCACAGCGUUUUUUACCAUGGGAAUGUCUGUGACAUAUACCUGUGAUUCCGGCUACUACCUUGUUGGAAACGCGGUAGCUCUUUGCAGAGCCUCUGGGAACUGGAGCCUUCCCACGCCUCGCUGUGAAGUGACUGUCUGCGUAAGUCCAAAUAUAGAGAACGGAAGGAAAGUUGAUGGUCACGGGCUUAUCUAUGGACCUGGGCAAACAGUUACAUUUCAGUGUCAUAAUGAUUACAGCCUGCAAGGUAGUGCUAAAAUUUACUGCCAGGAGGAUGGCACCUGGAAUCCUCCUGUUCCAUUCUGUAGUAGAGGUAAAACUUCAUCAAGCCUUCCAUCUAGACAACAACUUACAGGUGGUUGUGGUGCUCCUACAAGGUUACUCUUUGCUGAUCUAAGUGAGGAGUAUAGAAAUGAGAUUGACUUUCCUGUUGGGAAGACUGUGAGAUACACUUGCCGACCUGGAUAUGUUAAACACCCAGGAGUAUCACCUACUAUUACAUGCCUUGACAGUGGAGUGUGGUCAGAAGCACUAGAAUUCUGUAAAAGGAAACAAUGUGGUCAUCCUGGUGAACCUGAGAAUGGCAAGAUUAGUUUCAUAACAGAUCUCCUAUUUGGGUCAACAGUGAUCUACAGCUGUGAGGAAGGGCACAGGUUAAUUGGGCAGCCUAGCAGACGAUGUGAGAUUUCUGACACAGCACGUGUUGAAUGGAGUGGCAGCAUUCCCAUUUGUCAGCGUAUUCCUUGUGAGCCACCUCCAAAUAUUCCCAAUGGGAAGCACACAGGCACGCUGCUAGAUGAAUUCUACUUCGGCACGUCUGUAACGUAUACCUGUGACUCGGGGCACCCGCCACACGGGGAGGCCUCCAUUCACUGUACCACCGAGGACGGGCAAAACGGCGUGUGGAGCGGACCUCCCCCUCAGUGCGGAGAUGUUACAUGUCCUGUCCUGCAGAUGCAGAAUGGGUGAAAAGUGUCUGCUGCUAAGAGUGUCCCCCCACAUAAAGACACAGUUCCCUCUGAGAGUGAGCCAGGCUAUGUCAUGCGUGGCAGUAUGGUACAAUGCCAACUAAAUAACACUUGAGAGCCACCUGUGCCAGUCUGUGAAUGGGCUGGCUGUAAUGCACCUACAAGACUAGUGUUUGCUGAGCUAAAGAAGGAGUACAGCAAUCAGACUGUCUUCGCGGUGGGGAAGACAGUAGAAUACAUGUGUCGGCCUGGAUAUGCCAGAUACCAGGGAAUGCGGCCCUCUCUCACGUGCCUCCAAAAUCGGACGUGGUCUGCAGCACUGGAGUUCUGUAAAAGAAAGCAAUGUGCUAAUCCAGAGGCACCAGAGAACGGCAGAGUUGUAAUUCUAACUGAUCUAUUCUUCGGGUCAGAAGUGAAUUAUACUUGUAAAGAAGGGCACAAGUUGCUCGGGCCUUCUCAGAGAAGAUGUGAGGUCUCUGGCACACGUGUUUUAUGGAGUGGAGAUGUUCCUGUUUGCCAGCCAAUCAUGUGCGAUCCACCUCCGGACAUCCCCCACGGAAGACACACAGGGCAUCUGAUGGAUGACUUCCCCUAUGCAGCUGUGGUCACAUACACAUGCAAUUCGGGCUACCCGCUCACAGGAGAGGCCUCCAUUUUCUGCACCACGGAGGACGGGGUGCACGGAGUGUGGAGCGGGCCACCACCACAGUGCGGAGUGGUGAAUUGUCCUCCUCCUCCAACCAUUGCCAACGGGAAGCACAGCCAUCACUCCUCAGACAAGUUUCUUCCAGGAAUGACUGUUCAGUACACCUGCAGGGAUGGCUAUUCUCUCAUUGGGAAUGCAUCCAUUAACUGUACUGCCUUGGGAACAUGGAGCCAUCCCUGGCCCCGAUGUGAAGUGCUGCUGUGCCCUUCCCCUCCAAGUAUCAAAAACGGCCAGCACAACGGCAAAAAUAUGAAAGCCUUCACCCCUGGAAUAUCAGUGAAGUACAGCUGUGACCCAGGGUAUGCCCUCACUGGGACAAGAAAAGUGUCUUGUCUGCCAUCUGGAACUUGGAGCAUCCCUUACCCUCGAUGUGAAGUGAUUGCCUGCACAACCCCAGCAAUCCAGAACGGAGCAGUAGCUGGUAGGCACAAAGGCACGUACAGUCCCGGGGACACCGUCACCUUCCAGUGCCACCCCAGCUACGUGCUGCGGGGCAGCCAUGAGGCCGAGUGCCGGCAAGACGGCCGGUGGGCUCCUCCAGUGCCCAUCUGUGUGCCAGCGGUGCCUUGUCCUCCACCUCCGGUCAUCGCCAAUGCAAUGCCCAGCGCAGAGCUUGGGGAGAACUUCACGAGUGGCAUGUCCAUCACCUACAGCUGUGACCCGGGCUUCUCCCUCAUCGGCAAUGCUUCACUUUCAUGCACGGCAUCGGGGAACUGGAGCCUGCCUUACCCGCGCUGUGCAGCUGGAUGUGGUACACCAACACCAUUAUACUUUGCUGAGCUAAACAAGGAAUAUAAAAAUCAGACAGAGUUUCCUGUUGGGAAAAUUGUAAAAUACACUUGCCGGCCAGGAUAUGUUAAACAUCCGCAAAUAUCACCAACGAUUACGUGUCUUGAAAAUCGAACGUGGUCCGACGCCCAGAAAUUUUGCAAACGGAAAAGGUGUGAGCAUCCAGGAGAACCCGAAAAUGGCAGAGUUAUUGUUACAACAGACCUACUGUUUGGGUCAACAGUGAAUUACACUUGUGAUGAAGGGUACAGACUGACUGGACAUGCUCAGAGGCGCUGCAUGAUUUCUGGGUCUGGGAAGCAAGUUGUGUGGAGCGGUGACAUUCCCAUCUGCCAGUCAAUCAUGUGCGAUCCACCUCCGGACAUCCCCCACGGAAGACACACAGGGCAUCUGAUGGAUGACUUCCCCUAUGCAGCUGUGGUCACAUACACAUGCAAUUCGGGCUACCCGCUCACAGGAGAGGCCUCCAUUUUCUGCACCACGGAGGACGGGGUACACGGAGUGUGGAGCGGGCUGCCGCCACGGUGCGGAGGGCUCCUGUGUCCCUCCCCAUUGGCUAUUGACAAUGGUCAGCAUGAUGGCAAGGAUGAGAAAGUCUUCAGCACUGGAAAGUCUGUGAAUUACAGCUGUGAGCCUGGUUAUUCUCUUAUUGGAAAAGCCACUCUAUAUUGCACAGAGAAUGGAACCUGGAGCAUCCCUUACCCUCGAUGUGAAGUGCUGCAAUGUCCUUCGCCUCCAAAUAUUGACAAAGGAACGCAUAACAGCCAGCACUUGAAAGAAUUCACUCCUGGAACAGCUGUAAAUUACAGCUGUGACCCUGGCUACUAUAUAUUGGGAGAAGCAUCAAUUUAUUGUACAGAUUCUGGAAACUGGAGCCUCCCUCUUCCUCAGUGCGAAGGUGGCUGUGCUACCCCUCCAAGGUUACUCUUUGCUGAGCUAAAUGAGGAAUAUAAAAAUCUGACAGAGUUUUCUGUUGGGGACACUGUGAAAUACACCUGCCAUCCUGGAUACAUGAGACGCCCUGGAACACCCCCAACAGUAACAUGCCUCAAAAAUCAAACGUGGUCUGAAGCACUAGAGUUUUGUAAAAGGAAAGAAUGUAAAUAUCCAGAAGCACCAAAGAAUGGCAGAGUUGUCAUUCUGACAGAUCUCCUCUUUGGGUCAGCAGUGAACUACACAUGUGAAGAAGGGCAUGAACUAGCUGGACAGUCUCAGAGGCGAUGUGAGAUUUUUGGACUGCUUGUUGCAUGGAGUGGUGCUCCUCCCAUUUGCAGGAAGGUGGUAUGCCCAGUCCCAAAGAUCCCGAAUGGGAGAAUAUCCUUUCAUAAAAAUCGCUACACAUAUGAAGAUAUUGUUAGCUUUAAGUGCCAUGAAGGCUUCACCCUACGAGGCUAUCAUACGGUUCAAUGCAGAGCCAAUAAAACAUGGGACCCACCUGUGCCAACCUGCGAAUGGGUGGUAAAGUGUCUGCCUCCCCCAAGCAUUACUAAUGGGGAACACAGCAAGCAUUCCUCAGACACUUUUGACAUAGGAGCACUUGUGCACUACAGCUGCAAGCCUGGUUUCAUCCUUAUUGGGAAUGAGUCUGUCCGAUGUACAACAUAUGGAGUUUGGAGCCGUCCCCUUCCUCGGUGCGAAGUUGGCUGUGCGAGCCCAGGAGUUGGGAAUGGAAAAAUAAUUGGCUUGGAGUCUCUCUAUAGACCUGGAGACAUCAUUAGGAUCGAAUGCAACAGUGACAAUGGCCCUAAAGGCCUUCAAAAGUCCCAGUGCCAGGCUGGAGGUACCUGGGAUCCACCGCUCCCCAUCUGUGAAAGAGCACUGCAUUGUUCCAAGCCUCCAGAGAUUGCCAACGGGUGGCACAGUGGCCUGGCAACAGCGGUUUUUGCUCCUGGAAUGUCUGUAAGCUACAGCUGUGAGUCUGGCUUCUCUCUCGUUGGGACAACAUCCAUUUAUUGCACGGAGGCUGGAGCCUGGAGCCAUCCUUCUCCAGUCUGUCAAGUUGUGAAGUGCCUCCAUCCUCCAAACAUCACCAAUGGGAAGCUCAUAGGCUCUCUCUCCGACACUUUUCCCUACGGAGCAUCUGUGUCCUACAGCUGUAAUCCUGGUUAUUCACUCACUGGGAAUGCUUUCAUUAACUGCACGGUGUCUGGAACUUGGGGCCAGCCUCUUCCUCAGUGUGAAGAGAUCAGAUGUGUAUUCCCAGAAGUUUUAGGUGUUAAGAAAACCAUGACAGGAAAUACAUAUCAAUGGGGAACUAACAUCACUCUUGAAUGUGAUGAUGGUUACAUGUUGGAAGGUGUCAGUCAGAUUCAGUGUCAAGAGGACUUCAGCUGGGACCCUCCUGUACCAGCCUGUAGACUAGCUUUGCGUGAGUCUAGCUCAGUAGGCCUCGGAGUUACAGCUGCAGUAGUUCUGCUUCUUCUUGGUGUGGGCAUUGUCUGGAAAAUUAUUUUGAAGCGGAAGGAAGGCUAUUAUAAUACAUAUGAAAACUAUGGGUACUGUAGCCCUGCGGACCAUAUAACUGAAAAGAAAUCUUCAUGGGCCGCCGCCGCCGCCAUUGCCAUGGGGCCGCCGCGGUGCCGCGGGCCGGCGCUGCUGCUGCUGCUGGCGGCGCUGCGCCAGGCGCCGGCCCAGGAUGGAUGUGAAGCUCCGAAAAGAUUUCAUUAUGCAGAGCUCAAGGAUGACUUCAAAGCAAUGAAGAGCUUUCCUGCUGGAACCACCGUGUCCUACAUCUGCCGCCCAGGGUACAUGAGAAUCCCAGGAAAGCCGUCAACUCUUGUUUGUGGGCCAAACUUAGAGUGGUCACAAACGGAGCAGUUCUGUACAGAGAAAAAAUGUCGUCAUCCAGGAGACUUAGAACAUGGUUAUCUUCAUAUGGAAGAUCAUGAUCUUAGAUUUGGUUCAAGAGUUACUUUUUCUUGUCAAGAUGGGUUCAGAUUACGUGGAACUGAUGCAAUUACCUGUGUAAUUAAAAAUAAAGGUGUUGACUGGAGUGAAGGUCUUCCUUUCUGUGAACGAAUUCCUUGUGAAGCACCUCCAAAAAUACCCAAUGGGAGCUACAGUGAAGCAGAUAACUAUGUUUAUCAAACAACAGUAGUUUAUAAGUGUGAUGAUGUACCAAAAGGCAUGGAUCACUUCUCACUAAUAGGCUCGGAUUCUAUUUUUUGCACUUAUGAUGCAAACAAAAAUGGAAUUUGGAGUGGACCACCUCCAGAAUGUAGAGUGGUCAAAUGUGAUAACCUGAAAGUUGAACAUGGAAAAAAACGAACUGGAUUUGGGCCUUCCUAUAGCUAUAGGGACUCAAUUACAUUUGAGUGUGAUCCAGGCUAUUUCAUGAUUGGAGAUGAGGUUGUUACCUGUCAGGAAGAUAGCACCUGGCAUCCCCCAAAGCCAAUUUGUAGAGAAAUUACUGAAGGUGUGUGUGGUGCCCCAGAGAUCACAGAUGGAGAAGUAAUUCCACUGAAAUCUCAAUAUGGAAAAGGAGAGUCUGUUCAGGUAAAAUGCAACACUCACUGCGCUUUUCCUGAUGGUGUUGGAGAGAAGACAAUAACAUGUGAUGGACGUGAUACAUGGAGUUCAUUGCAAAACUGCGAAUGUGGGCCUAUAGAUUCUGGUUCUACUCCGAAUAUUAGUCAUGGUAAAGUAAUUGCUGGAUUAAAAUCUUCAUAUUCUGUAGGAGAUAUUGUUACAAUUGAAUGUUACGCGGGCUACACAUUACAUGGUCAAGCUAAUAUUCAGUAUAUUGGAGAAAACAAAUGGAUGCCUGAAGUACCAACUUGCCAGCUAAGUGUGUAUGUUAUCGUCAUCAUCUGUGCAAUUGUGGCAGUUCUGGUGUUGAUGGCAGCCUUCUGGGUCUAUAAGAUAGUCUUUUCACAAAAAGGCUCUUAUACAGUUGAUGAAAGUUGCAAGGAAACAUGUAUUUUAAAAACUAAUGUACCAUCUGAGACAGAAGACACUGCAGAAAUGAAUUAACUGAAUCUUAAAAAGGAAACCUGAGAACACUUCCUGUACUGCCAAAUAUACAAGCUGUAAAGCAUGAAUGACCUUUUCUGGGGGCGGGAGGGAAUUUAAAGUUGAGUAUGUCUAUGAGAAAUGAUUGCACUGGUGUUGAAUUUCUGCAGAGGAAUACCUCGUACUUCUGAUGUUGAAAGUUACAAUCUGUUACAAUCUGUUCUGUAGUAGGAGAUUGUUAAUAGGAUAAAAAGUGAGAAUAUGUAUCUGUGCUUUCUUUUUGGGCCAUACCUAUUGUAUUUUGUGUGUGUGAAAUUGCCUUUAAAAAGAUGCUUACCUGUAUUGUGUGGGAGUAUGUCUGCGUUGGCGGGAGUACUGCAAGUAUCACUGUUAUCACUGUAACCAGCUGCUGCUGCUUACUCUCUUCACUGUUGCCUCUUCUUACAGAAGACUAUCCAGUAAUAGCUCUGCUCAUUAAAAUCUUAAUAUGCUUCUAGUUUGCUUUUGCAGUUGAGGUGGUAUAAAUGAUGAUGUGUUUUGUAUUCUGAAAUAUUUUAAUAAUUUAUUUGCUUAAGAGAUUGAUACUUUUUAAGGCUGUGUCUAUUAAAAAUUUCACAGUCUAGGUCUUGUAUACACUACCUCUUUGUCUGCCAAAGUCUGCUUUCUUAUAUCUAAUGAAUUAAACCGUGCCUUUGGGUCAAGAGUUCUGUAGUUUUUUUCCAUUGCCUUUAAGAAGGAAGAAAGCCAUAUAUAUUCCUGCCUCUGUGGUUUGGUCCCGGACAGGCUACAGUGAAGCUGCUGGAAUAGAAAAUAGAAGGUUUCCAUAGCAAGGGUGUCCCCUGCCUUCAGCUUUGGUGGCCUAUUGAUAUAAAAUACUGAACUAAGAGAAGUGCUGAGAAACCCAGGGCAGCAAGCAGCCUUUUGUUGGGAACACAAUUCAACUUCCUUAGGGUGCAAGCUUGAUUUUUAUUUAGCAUUGCUGGCAUUUUUAGAGAUAAUUAUGUUGCUUGCUAGGACAGAAAGGUUGCUGUAAGGAUCUGGCUUCCUUGCUUUUUUUCCUUAAAAUCAUAAAUUCACAUACAGCAUUUCAAAUCUCUGUAUACAGACGACUAUGCCAAGUGUAAAUUCAUAAUGCAGGGUAAUAUGCAUGUCUGUUGAGAAACAUGAGCCUUUCCCUGUCUGACUCCUGGCUCUCCUUGUCUCAAAGGAAGACCAGACCAACUUGGUGGCAAGAGUGAAGGAGUGGGUAUGUUGGCAGUGUCAGAAGAGCUGGUCUCUCUUUAGAUGGUUGGUGACUUUAUUGAAACAGUUUAGUCAGAUUGUGACUCUAGGAGCUCCCAUCACGGAAUUUACUGUGAGUUAAGACUUGGACUUGCAUUGAUAACUGUUACUUUAAAUGCCUAAGUGUGCUCGCUAAUUAUAACUGAAAACUAAAUUAGGGCAGUUUUUGGCUUGGUGAAUCUGAGUUUUCUUUCGAAGAACACACAGGCAACUUACAAGAACCACUUUUCUUAGAAGAAACAAGUUACCUCACUUCAGAUGGCUGAGGCAGCAUUUAAACUAUUCCUGCUUGUCUGGUAGAUUGGUGCUUGUUCUCCUCUGUUGUGAACAGAUUGUUUUAACAAUGUGAGACUAUUUGGGGUUUUAAUAGGGCUCUUUGGGACAGUCCCAGCAGUUGUAUUGUUAGGAGUUCAUAACGAUCUCUGAAUAUGAAAAAGGAUUUUUUUUGCUAAACAGAAUGACUUGUUGUUCAGUGCCUCUCAAGUAGCUGAUGUAUAGUUUGAUAAUGAUUUGUUGUUUGUAAAUACUGUGAUAAUAUAUUGGAAUUGCCUGUAUUGGUCAUUAGCUAGCUUGAUCAUGUAUGGCAUCUUAAAAAAUUUUAAAAUAUGCUGAAAUGCACUUAAUGCUGAAGUGAAAACUUUUUGUAAAGGUUGGGCUUGUAUUUCUAUUUUAGAUGUAAAGCCUAGCGAUGAUUUGUAAUAUUACAAAUAAAAAUAUUAAAUUA